GAGUGCUGAAGCUGCUUUGCAUUUUUCCUUCCUUUUCUAUUAUGAUUGGUCGUGUAUGGUGACGUUUUAGCUGCCGAAGAUGGUGCCGUCCGGUUUUUGGUUCGCGCUGAUCAUUUCAGCGGUGGUGGUAGUGGUGGUGGUGGUCGACAAGACGGUGGCAUAUUCCGGUUCUGGUCCGCACAUCGCCGAUGUGAACAUUCUGUUGCCUCCUAAAAUGACGAAUCCUGUGGAGUAUCGUCUUCAGGGAAGUGAUGGCUGCUUCAAAUGGUCUUGGGAUCACCAUGAUAUUCUAUCUGUAAUUCCCGAGUACAAUUCAAGCAACCACUGCUCAGUGAGUGCGCGGCUGAGAUCAAUUGCUCCUUACAGUGGUCGACAGGAGACUUCAAUUUAUGCUACUGAUGUGAAGACAGGAAUUGUGAUUCGGUGCAAAGUUUUCAUUGACAAUUUUUCCAGAAUCCAGAUAUUUCACAGUUCCAUCAAGCUUGAUUUAGAUGGACUCGCUACACUUCGUGUUCGUGCCUUCGAUAGUCAAGAAAAUGUUUUUUCAUCACUGGUGGGUUUACAAUUCUUGUGGCAGCUGAUGCCCGAAUCUGAUGGAUUGCCUCAUCACCUUGUUCAUGUCCCUCUGAAGGAUUCUCCAUUGAGUGACUGCGGUGGAUUGUGCGGUGACUUAGAUAUUCAGAUUAAACUUGAAGAUAGUGGUGUAUUUUCGGAUCUGUUUGUUGUAAGAGGGACUGAAAUUGGCCAUGAGAGGGUUUCAGUCCAUCUGCUUGAGCCGCAGUUCAAGAACAUGAAUGAUAAAAUUGUUCUAACUGUGGCAGAAGCCAUGUCUCUUGAUCCACCAUCACCUGUUUUUGUCCUCAUUGGUGCUGCCCUUCAAUAUAAUCUACAGGUUAUCCGUGGAAAUGUUCCGCAAGUGGUAACUCUACCAUCCCCACACCAUCAAUGGUCUGUUUCAAACAUUUCAGUUGCUCAAGUAGACACUAUCAUGGGUCUAACUCAAGCACUGAGCUUAGGAGUAACAACUGUCAUUGUUCAUGAUACCAGGGUCGCUGGCCACAUUCAAGUGUCUACACUUCAUGUGGUCAUACCGGAUAUCAUAUAUCUGUACUUGUUACCAUUAUCUAUGUCCAGUGAUCCUAUGGAAGGAAUGGAAGCCAUUCGAUCAGGGGCAUGUUGGUAUGUUAUUUCUGACAGUCAAUAUCUCAUUGAAAUGAAGGUUUUCUCAAAGGGUCCUGAUGCAGAAGAAAUCUACCUUACAGAGACAGAUGGUGUUAAGUUGUAUGAUAACCAGUCUGAAUAUUGGAAAACUUCCAUAGCUUCAAAGCAUCUUGCAUCUAAACAUGGGUGGCAGAAUUCUAGAAUCUUGAAAGCAACUUCACGUGGUAUAGGGAAAUUUGCUGCUUCUUUAACUUAUUAUAGUGGGCAUCUUGAUAAAAAAGAGGUUCUCAAGAUUGUGCAAGAAAUUAUGGUUUGUGAUAAAGUGAAGUUUAUUUUGGAUGAAACAAGUGACACAUCUCAAACCAUUUUCCUUCCCUGGGCCCCCACUGUUCAUCAGGAGAUGGAGCUCAAGGCUACUGGAGGUUGUGCAAAAUCAUCCAGUGACUACAAAUGGUUUUCUUCAGACACAAAUAUUGUUUCUGUGUCUGCUUAUGGAGUUGUCCAGGCUAAGAAGCCCGGUAAAUCUACUGUGAAGGUGGUUUCACUCUUUGAUUCACUCAAUUAUGAUGAGGUGGAGGUUGAAGUUUCCAUUCCAUCGUCUAUGGCUAUGCUGCCUUACUUCCCUGUUGAGACUGCUGUUGGGUCUUAUCUUCAAGCUGCUGUUACAAUGAAAGCGCCUAAUGGUGCCUAUUUUUCUAAAUGUGAUGCUUUUCAUUCCCUCAUAAAAUGGAAAGCUGGAAGUGAGUUUUUUAUUGUUGCCAACACAUCAAGAGAUACUGCCAUCUUUAGUGAGCCAGAAAAUGUUGAAAAUGAUGCACGGCGUUAUGGUCCUCCAUGUUCUUGGACUGAUGUAUAUGCUUCUGGUUCUGGUCAAGCUAUGCUGCAUGCAACAUUUUCAAAAGAAUAUCACCAUUUUGAUGAUUAUUUUAGUGGACCAAUUGUUUUAAAAGCAACUGCACGUAUUGCAGCAUAUCCACCUCUUGUUCUCCAUCAGGCAGGUGAUGGGAACAAGUUUGGUGGUUACUGGUUUGAUUUAACCCAAGAAGAAGCUAAUAGCUGGCUGGGAAGUUUGGAGAAGUUAUUUCUUGUCCCUGGAACUCAUUUGGAUGUUAUGCUUCGUGGAGGACCUGAAAGGUGGGGCAAAGGUAUUGACUUUGUUGACACUGUGGAGACUUUGGGUGAAGAACUUGCUUAUGAUGAAGGGGUUAAUGUUCAUCAGAUUUCUAAUGGCCAUGGGAAUUUGUACAGAAUUUUAUGCCAAGGACUAGGCUCUUAUAAAGUUGCUUUCAAACGUGGGAAUUUGGUUGGAGAUGAUCAUCCUCUUCCUGUUGUGGCUGAAAUUUCAUUGUCUCUUGCUUGCAGUCUUCCUUCCUGGAUCAUACUAUUAGUUGACAAACCUGUUAAUGAACAUGAUGUUAUACGGACUUCAAUUCAAGCUGACCGUAGUCAAGGGCGAAUUCAUAUCACCCCAAUUACUGUGGCAAAUGGGCAAACUAUACGAAUAGCUGCUGUUGGUGUAAGUAGCUCUGGGGAGGCUUUUGCAAACUCAUCUUCUCUGGCAUUGACAUGGGAACUGGGUGGUUGUGAGGAGCUCGCUUAUUGGGAGAAUCCUGAUGACCCGGGGAGCACUACAUCCUGUUGGGAAAGGUUUUUGACCUUGCAAAAUGAAUCUGGAAUGUGCACAGUCCGCGCCACUGUUGCUGAUUUUUCUGAUACCACAAGUCACUCUUUCUCCCAUUUGCUUGGAAGUUCCAAGAAUGCUCUCACAGAUGCUGCACAGUUACAGUUGGUCUCUGCUCUAACAGUGAUUCCAGAGUUCAAUCUGUUAUUUUUUAGUCCUGAUGCUAAGGCAAAUUUGUCAAUCAUUGGCGGGAGUUGUUUCUUGGAAGUUGUUGCAAAUGAUUCUCGAGUUGUUGAAGUUAUUCAUCCUCCAUCUGGUUUGCAGUGCUCACAACUGUUGCUAUCCCCUAAAGGCUUGGGGACUGCACUUGUGACAGUUUUUGAUAUUGGGCUUACUCCUACUGUUGCUACUUCUGCUGUGGUCCAAGUUGCAGAUGUUGACUGGAUUAAGAUUACAUCAGGAGAAGAGAUAAGCAUUAUGGAAGGAAGUAUGCAGUCUGUUACUCUGAUGGCUGGGAUAAAUGAUGGGGGAACUUUUGAUGCUUCACAGUUUGCAUACAUGCACAUUCAGGUGCAUAUUGAGGAUAAUAUGGUUGAACUUGUGGACACUGUUGAUGACUCAAAUCCUGGUGGUUAUAAUUUUUGCAGCUCAAAUUUUAAAAUUGUUGCCAAACAUCUUGGCAUUACAACUCUUUAUGUCAGUGCCAGACAGCAUUCUGGACAUGAAAUAUUGAGCCAAGUGAUAAAGGUUGAAGUUUAUGCCCUUCCAGCAAUUCACCCACAUGACAUUUUCCUAUUACCUGGUGCAUCUUACAUGCUUACACUGAAAGGAGGCCCAACAAUCAGUGCUUCUGUAGAGUAUACCAGCAUGGAUGAUGGUAUUGUAACUGUCCACAAAUUCUCUGGACGAAUAACUGCAAUUUCACCUGGGAACAUUACUCUGCUUGCUACAGUUUAUGGAAAUGGAGAUACAGUGAUUUGUGAAGCAUUUGGAAGUAUAACAGUGGGAAUUCCAUCUUCAGCAAUAUUGAUGGUACAAAGUGAAUUACUUGCUGUUGGCCGUGAGAUGCCUAUUUAUCCUUCAUUUUCAGAGGGGGAUUUAUUUUCAUUUUAUGAGCUCUGCAAAAAUUACAAGUGGACUAUAGAAGAUCCAGAGGUUUUGAGUUUUCACAACAUGCAAUUACAUGGUGAGAAGUUUAGGAGCCUACUAUUUGAUUCAGAAGAAAGUCUACUCUCUGGUUAUGUGGAUGAUAGAGAGCUUGGUUUUUUCAAUGUCUUGAAUGGAAGAGCUUCAGGCCGGACAACUGUUUCUGUUUCAUUCUCUUGUGACAUUAUUUCUUCUGGUUCAUACUUGGAGGCAAGGACUUAUAGUGCAUCUUUGUCAUUGUUGGUGGUACCCAAUCUUCCCAUGGCUCUUGGAGUUCCAAUUACCUGGGUCUUUCCUCCUGAUUAUACUACAUCUAGCAUCUUGCCUUCAUCUGUGGAUGGUCAAAGUCGCAAAGGAAACAUUAUCUAUUCUUUGUUGAGAAAUUAUGAUGAAAGGAAUGACAUUGCACACAAUGCUAUUUCACUUGAUGGGGAUAAAGUAAAAACAGCAGAGAGUAAUAGUGUUGCAUGCAUUCAAGGGAAAGAUCGCACAACAGGAAGAACAGAGAUUGCUUUUUGUCUCCGUGUUGCUGAGGUAGAACAAAUAAGAAUAACAAACAACCAGUUUCCUGUUCAUGUGUUGGAUGUUGCUGUUGGUGCUGAACUUAAACUUCCGAUUGUCUACUGUGAUGCUCUAGGAAUUCCUUUUCAUGAAGCACAUCAUGUUGCUUUCCAUAAUGUGGAAACUAACUACCCUGAUGUUGUCUCUGUUAGCUGGAUAGACAAUGCAAAUGCAAACAUUCAUCUCAAGGCAAUGCGGCAUGGAAGAGCUCUUCUGAGAGUCUCAAUCAGAGGUAGUCCAAAAAAGGCAGAUUAUAUGCUGAUUUCAGUUGGUGCCCAUGUAUAUCCUAGAAAUGCAGUUCUACAUGCAGGAAGUUGUCUUAACUUUAGUGUAUCAGGUUUUAAUGAUAAAAUUUCUGGUCAAUGGCAUAGUUCCAAUGAGAGUGUUAUAUCUAUAGAUAUGCCAUCUGGACAUGCUAAAGCAGUUGGGGAGGGCUUAACUCAAGUUUCUUUUGAAAGUUCUGGUACAAAACUGCAAACAACUGUUACUGUACAACCCAGAAAUAGUCUUGUCAUGGAUGCUCCAAAAGAUGUGCUGACAAAUGUUCCUUUCCCUUCAAAAGGAUAUAGCUUCUCUGUUAAGUUCAGUGAUUUUAAUGGUCAUUCCAAAGUUCUGGGAAGCAAUAAGGGAGCCCCAUAUGACUGUAGAGUGGAACCUUCUUUUGUUGGCUAUGCAAAGCCUUGGAUGGACCUUGAUACUGGCCAUUCAUAUUGUCUCUUUUUCCCAUACUCACCAGAGCAUUUGGCACUUUCAAUACCCAAGCCCAAGGACAUGAAACCGUAUGUAUAUGUUUCUAUCAAUGCUUCUAUGAAAGAAGCAAACCAUGUUUCAGGAUCUGCAUCAGCACUUUUUAUUGGGGGGUUUUCCAUAGUGGAAAUGGGCAAGGAUUUAAUGCAGCUGAAUCUGACACCAGACUCUAACAACACUACUAUAACAAUUUUGGGGAACACAGAUGUUGAAAUACAUUGGCAUGAUAGGAAUUUGUUAAUGGUCAGCCUCAUAUAUAAGGAUGAUUUUGGGAUUGGCGGGCGUGCUCAGUACGAGGUCAAGGUGUUAAGAGCCAAAAGAUUCAAGGAUAAAAUCAUCAUAUCGCUCCCGGCCAAUGGUCAAAGAGUGGAAUUAGAUGUCAACUACGAACCUGAUGAUAAAAGCACCUUCCCAGACAAUACUUCUAUACUCAUUUGGGUUAUCAUUUUGUGGAUCAUUUUCGCAUUUUUUGUCAUCUCGAAGUCUUAUUGGUACACCUACUUCCGUUAUGUAGAGCCUGGGCCCCGUGUUUUGCAGCCACCUCCUCCUCCUCCUCCUCGUGCCAUUACAGCACCUGUUACACCUGAGCGUGGUAGUCCUGGAAAUUUCACUGAACAAUCUCCGCGCACACCUCAGCCAUUCCUGGAUUAUGUCAGGAGGACUAUAGACGAAACUCCAUACUACAAACGACAAGCUAGGAGGCGGAUUAAUGCACAGAAUACUUUCUAGAUUCAUGGUUCAGAGUUCAGAGAGGAUAGAUUGGUAGGAUUUAGGAUUAUGUCUCCCACGGAUUAAUGCACCCCACUCAUUUUUCUUCUUGUAUGAUGAUAAUGGGUAUGAUUUGUAUGACAAGUCGUCAGAUCAUGGCAUAUGCCUUUCUAAGUUUUGGUGUAUAUGCUUGUAGACUUCUUGUAGCAAACUCUUAACAUUAUUUUAGUUACCAUGUUUCAAAUGCUCUCUCCAUCCAUGGAAAAACAUGCUCUCUUUUCCUUUCUGUUACAUUCUAUUUUAUUUAGAUAUAACCUGGAGUAAACUUAUUAAAUUUUA
Rubroshorea leprosula is the source of this 6283-nucleotide messenger RNA. Lineage: Eukaryota; Viridiplantae; Streptophyta; Magnoliopsida; Malvales; Dipterocarpaceae. The record is from the annotation of a GenBank genome assembly.